This is a messenger RNA of Meloidogyne enterolobii, 314 nucleotides long. Lineage: Eukaryota; Metazoa; Nematoda; Chromadorea; Rhabditida; Meloidogynidae. The record is from the annotation of a GenBank genome assembly.
UUUUUAACCAACUAUUCUUGAACUCUUGUCUCUGGCCUUUUCUUGACUUCGGUUGUGUAAGUGUGUUGAAGUCUUUUGUUUGUCUAGCACAGCCGCAUAAGUAAGAGAACAAUUUUGCGGCUGUGUUAGAGUAUUGUGAAGAGGUGCAAAGAAGGAGAACACUUAUGCGGCUGUGUCAGAGAAUUUUAUACACUUUUAUUUUUUACGUCUUUUGUACAUUUUUCUCUAAACUAACAAUGAAAAUCUUUCGCUUCAAAAUAAAUUCACUUUUUAAAGCCAAAAAACUUGUAAACAAUUAUAUCGUUUUAGUAUAG